Messenger RNA from Suillus fuscotomentosus, 753 nucleotides. Its product is annotated as kinase-like domain-containing protein. Lineage: Eukaryota; Fungi; Basidiomycota; Agaricomycetes; Boletales; Suillaceae. Gene Ontology annotation, biological process: peptidyl-serine phosphorylation; signal transduction; endocytosis. Gene Ontology annotation, cellular component: cytoplasm; nucleus. The coding region runs from base 1 to 753 and encodes 250 amino acids. The transcript is spliced from 3 exons. Gene Ontology annotation, molecular function: ATP binding; protein serine/threonine kinase activity. The record is from RefSeq and is a predicted model, not a curated record.
AUGAUCUCCUCUUCCUCAACACCAUUCCUAAGUGAUAUCUACCUCAGAAUCAACAUCAUCUUCGGCGAAGAAGUUGCCAUCAAAUUCAAGUCCAUAAAAGCCAAGCACUCCCAGCUCGAGUACAAGCCAAAGGUCUACAAGACCCUUGCUGGCGGUGUUGGCAUUCCCUUCGUACACUGGUUUGGCACCAAGUGCAACUACAAUGCCAUGGUCUUGGACCUUCUUGGACCCUCUCUAGAGGACCUUUUUAAUUUCUGCAAGCGCAAAUUCACCCUCAAGACUGUCUUGCUCCUUGUGGACCAACUUAUCUCCUGUAUCGAGUACAUCCACUCACACAACUUCAUUCACUGGGAUAUCAAGCCAGACAACUUUCUCAUGGGCAUAGGGAAGCAUGGCAAUCAAGUCAAUGUCAUUGACUUUGGUCUCACGAAGAAAUUUCAUGACCCAAAGACUCACUUGCACAUUCCAUACAGGGAAAACAAGAAUUUGACCAGUACCGCUCGCUACACCUCAAUCAACACACAUUUGGGAGUUAAGCACACUCACCAUGAUGACCUCGAGGCAAGAUACUUCUUGUGUGUUGCCCUCCCUUGCCAGGGACUCAAGGCUGCAACUAAAAAGCAGAAGUAUGACAGGAUCAUGGAGAAGAAGAUGACUACUCCCAUCGAUAUCCUUUGCCAUGGCUAUCCCAAUGAGUUCGGCAUUUUCUUGAACUACACUCAUGCGCUUCGCUUUGACGAUGUAAAGAGUUGA